This is a messenger RNA of Acyrthosiphon pisum (pea aphid), 3725 nucleotides long. It is a transcript of the gene btz, whose product is annotated as CASC3 exon junction complex subunit. NCBI's taxonomy places the organism in Eukaryota, Metazoa, Arthropoda, Insecta, Hemiptera, Aphididae. Gene Ontology annotation, biological process: mRNA processing. Gene Ontology annotation, cellular component: exon-exon junction complex. The record is from RefSeq and is a predicted model, not a curated record. The transcript has 7 exons. Gene Ontology annotation, molecular function: mRNA binding. Bases 497 to 3334 code for a protein of 945 amino acids.
AUAAUAACAUCGUUAUUUGUUAUCGCGUGGUGAUGCACUGGUGCUUACGACCUGGGUCCCCGGCGCCCGUCCGCUCAUUGCUAAACGUUAGAUUAUUAAAUUGUUGCGAUUUGCCAUGACAUCGGUCAUUCAACGUUCUUGAUGAUCGUAUGUCCCGGGACAAAAAAAAUCAAAAUCCGUUUAUGACGACAACGCCCGAUCUUUCAUCUAGCAUUUUUUGCGUGUUUUUCCUCGCCGCGCCCGGUCACGCACAACGGCAUCAGUCGCAGUGUCCGUUCGCCGCCCCCGUCAACCGAUUCGAUUUUUCGUCCGCGUCGUAGUUUUUCGACGAAAUUAUCUCCAAACACCCGUCAAACGAUUCAGUACAAUUGUUCGCGUCGUGUUUUCCGUUUUGUUUUGUUUUGUUUUUUUUUUCCUUAUCACAACCCUCGGUUUUUUACUGUUGCUGCUGCACAUCUUAUCGCUGUAGACGCCAGUUGAACGUUAUAUUCUUACAAUGGAGAGUACUGCCGUCAACGUGAAAGAAGAAGACACUGUCGCAAAAGUUGCUGUUGCCACCAUUGCCGCUAGCGAUGCGGCGAAUUCCAUAGCAGUGACUGAUGAAAUUGUUCCACCCAUUAAGUUAGACAAGGAAAUCAUUAUGACCACUGAUAAUGUUGAACAUGUGGUGGUCAGUGAACAAGCGGAUGUGUCAAAUGAAACUGCAAUUACCGUUAACGCCACUAGUAACAAAGAAGAUCAAUUAAAUAUAGCCAUGGCAUCUACAACAAUAUCGACUAAUGAGGUAGAUGAGAUUAAACACAAUCUAGGUGAUACAGUUUUGGACAAGCAACAGAAACCUGCGACAGCUACGGUUGAAAAAGAUAUUGUAAUCAAUGAAACCUCUGAUAUAAAUCUAGAUAUCUCUUUAAAAACAAAAUCAGAGUCCGAUGAAAUAUAUAACUCAACAAUGGGUAGUGUAUUUGAAGAUGCAGUUGAAUAUAUUAUCAAUGAUGAAGAAGAUAAUGUUCAAGAACAGCCUCAAGAUGUAAUUCAAGAGGAAAAUGUUCCAGAUGAUGAGAGUGGUUCGCAACAAGAAGUAGAGGGAGGUGAUGGUGAAGAAGACUAUGAUGAAGAAACCAAAGAUCCUGCAGCACCUGCAGAACCCGUAGUACCUGUACCUGUCGACGAUGAUACUAAUGAUCCACAAUACAUACCUAGGCGUGGACGGUUCUACGAGCAUGAUGACCGCAUGGCAUAUAGUACAACAAGCUCUGAAGGAUCAGAAUCAGAUAAUGGAUAUGAAGAAGAUUCAGGAGAUGACGAUGGAGUUUCUGAUCGUCGCCGCGUUAGAAGAAGACAUACCAGUAUUAAAAAACAAAAGUCAGUAACCCCAGUAGAUACUGCUGAAAACACUGCUUUAGCAGUUGUGGAUGGAUCACUGUCUACUAAAAAAGUCUUGGCCAUAUCUAAGGUUGCUGCUACAACAAAAGACUCUGAAACUGCUGUAACUGCUGAUGGAUUGGCAAAAAAACUCAGUGUAGGCUCUAGAAAAUCUCGUGAUUUAGAUGCUCUUGAUAGGUGGACACAUGAUUUGUAUGAUGAAAACGAGCAGACACGCAAAAGUCGUGAUGAGUUACUGGCCUCUUAUGGAUAUGACAUACGUGAGGAAUCUGAGGCACCUCGAGCUCGACGCCACCAUAAAUAUGGGCGAGCUGCCACUACCAAAUAUACUCGUAGUUGGCAGGAUACAAAAGCUUACAUUGGUGCUGCUGGAGGCCAACAGUCUAUGAAAGUUAAGCGUGGAGGUAUGGCUCGACGCAAUGUUGGUGGUCUAAAUAAGAACAUAAACAAAUCUACAACUGAUGAGUACACCUCUGAAUUCCCUGCUUUGGAUGAUACAAAAAAAUCAGUGCCUAAUACUUCAACUCUUCCUUCAACUGAGUCUUCUGCAGUUGUAGAAGUCUCAGACCAGAAUCAUGAACAACAACUGAAAUCUCUUUCUGUUCAAAAUGAAGAUAAAAAAUCUGUUGCUGCAGUUGUGGAAACUAGCCAGGCUCGGCAUCACACCUCGUCAUCGCGAGCAACUCCAAAAUAUAAUACAACUUCCCCUACAAAUCGAAACAAUCGCCAGGACCAAAAUGGCGGACCUUCAUCGUCAUCAACUAAUAAUAAAAACUAUUACAAUCGGUCUUCAACUGAGUCUCCAAUUAGCAAAGAAAAAGGUGCUCAAGUAAAUCGAGACUCUCCUUCCUCAGCAGCUAACUCAAACUUCUUUAACCGAAGACCACAACAAAACAGUAGUGGCCAUACUCAACAUCAUAAUUAUAAACAGCAACACUACAACAGCAGUCAACAUAACCAGCAACACCAAAAUUCUUCACCUUCAGGACCUCGUAGCCGUAACUUCCAUCAACACCAGACUUCGCAACAAUAUAAUCGUGAUAGAUAUUUUUCUAAGGGAGCAACACCUUCAUCUUCAUCCAGUUCAAAUCAACACAAUUACGAUCAGCAGCAUCAUUCUGGAGUGCCUACUACUGCUGGCACAGGACGUACACAACAUGGUGGCGGACAUUAUCAACACUACAAUAAUCGCCAAUAUGAAAACGAAAAUCAACCAAUUGAUCCACCUGUACCACCAACACCAGUUGUGCGUAGCUCAAAACGGUACUCAGUUCAAAGUCGCAGGGAGCUUCCUGACCCAGUACUAAAUUUUGGUGGUUUAUCUAAGACACCUCAGCCACAGCCUCCAGCUCCUCAGCAACAAAAUGGGUUAGUUAUGCAAGAUCAACAAAUGCAACCCACGCCUCAGCAACUACAACAGCAACAACCAAUCCAAAUUCAUCAACAACCACCGCCAUUGUUACCACAGUACCAUCAACCCUUACAACAAAUACAUCACGGCAUGGUACUUGAUCACAACACUGGUAUGAUGGUUAUGGCUGCUGCUGAUCCAACCAUGUACCAUCAUCAAAUGUAUGCUACGCCCCAGUAUGCUACUGGAGUUGCACCGGGUCCAGCAGCUGGAAGUGCUGAUGAUCAGAAUGCAGCAGCAGCUGCUGCUGCAGCUGCUCUUCAGAUGCUUGCAGCUCAGGCAGCUGUUUACCAACCAGUACCAACAGGUGCUACAGGUGUAACAUCACCACCAUCUGGAACACAAUCCUUGCAACAACCAGAAACCUUCAUGACUACUUACUAUCAACCACAGCAACAGCCACAACAACAACCUCCUCCAAGACGUGUUAAUUUGGCUAUACCCAUAGUGGCACCGCCUCCAGAACCUAAUCAACAGCAAGGGAAUUUGAAAACUAACUUAUCCACUACACCACCUCCUACUACAGCUUCAGCCAAUUGAGACAGCUUCCAUAACUAACUCAUAACUACUACACAAUAUUAAAACUUAUUCUUCUUUUUUUAACAUUUCUUAGUUUUAUACAAUAUUUAUUUGGCUAAUAAUUUGUUUAUACUUUUUACCAUUAUUUUAGAUAAUGGUAUCAAUUGGUUCUGUGUUUAAUUUUGUUUUUAAAUAUUUUUAUUAAUAUUCAUUUAUUAUUAUUUUAUACCUCGUUCAAGAAACGAAUCCAAUUAUAUGAUACAUUUUUUAGAAUGCAUGAGUACAGUAUUACACUGUAUAAAAUACUUAGAUGUAAUUUUCAUCUUAGUUUAAUAGUGGUUUUAUUAUUUGUUUAUCAAUAUCAUUGUAUCAUCAUCAAUAAUCAAUUAAAAUAUAAAUAAACCAUUGAAGC